AUGUUAUAUUAUAAACCUAAACACUUAAAAUCGGUUGUUCCUUCAAUUUUUACAACUGAACCUCCAAGUGCAGCCGAUUCCAUAAUUUUAGAUUCUCGUAUAUUAAGCGAGGAAAAACUCAACUUGAAUAGCAAGUUUGCUUUGCUUGAUCAAUUCAGUCAUCGAGCCUUUGAUAUCAAAGAAUAUAAUUUAACUUAAAGAGAAUUGCCAAGCAUAAAGAAACAUGUAAUAUAGAAUAAUAAAUUGGAUGUUUGGGGUGAAACAACCUUGACCCUCUAUAGAAACCAAUUCCUUUAUACAUCCUUAGAUAUCCAUGAAAAAUAUUCACCAGUAGUCUUAUUCAUCUACGUAAAAAAAGGUGAUCCCAAUACUAAAAUGCGAUUGUUUUGUUCUGUUAGAUUUUAAUAACCCAAUCGUUUCAAUGCAGAGAUCGAAACUUAUGGUCGAGUGCUUAAAUAUCACUCAAGCGAUGGCACAACUUUUUAUGAUCCUACUCUUUAUGUUGCAAUAUUAGCACAAAAUGAUGUGGUUAUUACUAUCAAAAAUGAAUUUGCGAAACCUCCCUUACCUAGAAAAAUCCUGUAAUUGAAAAAAAAGGAUGAACAAAAUCAGGAAUUUGAAGAAUUAGCUGAUUUAAUCAUUCGAAAACGAAAGUUAAAACAGAAAUCUUUAAAUUUCAUCAAUUUUAAUAGAUCAUUGCUUCGAAAACAAAGGAUUGAAUCUCCAUGUAAUACUGAACGAUUAAAAGAGAUAAAGUACAAAUAGACAUCCAUAUUGAAAGAAUAAAACCUAAAACAUAUUGCGUAGAUUGCUUUACAUGAUGUUGCAAAAGAAAUCAAGCAUAAAUAGAUGAACAUCCAACUCAAAUAGAUGCACAAAGAAUGGAUUUGUAAGAAAUGGAUUUAAAUUGUCAUUCUAAUAAAUUACAUAGUACCAUCAAUAAGUAAUUAUAUUAAAGUACAAAAACGCAUAUCUGAGAAGAACAUGAGGAAAUAAAUAUUGACGAUGCAAUUUAUUAACAAAAUUAAACAUAACAUCUUAUUACAAGGACCAAAAAUAAAACCAAGAACCUUGUUGCUCUGUAAAAUGAGCAUGUAGAUUUGCAUCCAUAGUCAACAGGAUAAGGUUAAAUAGAAGAGUCAACAUAUCAUAAUCGAAAUUCUGAGAUAAAACAUCAAAAGCUAUUAUACAGUCACAAAGGGCUUACACACUGUCAAUCUAAGUAAUUAAAAAAUGCAUCAACAUGCUUGUUAGACACAAGAAUAAGAGGUUGGAAUUCAUGGCUUAGAUGAAGAUUGCGAUAUCCCAUCAAUGCAAACAGAUCUAUGGGGACAUCUUGAAGAUGAAGUAGCAAUCAAUCUCGCAACUGCCCCUUUAGCAAUAGUAGCAGCAGGAGAAGAAUAAGAACAAGAGGGAUCCCCUUCAUUACUUAAUUCAUGA
Molecule: messenger RNA, 1440 nt
Organism: Paramecium tetraurelia
Lineage: Eukaryota; Ciliophora; Oligohymenophorea; Peniculida; Parameciidae
Exons: 3
Source: RefSeq, a predicted model, not a curated record